ACGUAGGAAACGCUACAGAUUGCCCUUCCAAAGAUGGCCGGUCAAGGAGGCAGCAGUAGGGUACUUGACAAGGUGGCGAAUCUUUUAAGUAGAGAGAGCAAAAAGCCGGUGCUGAAACCUAACAAACCUCUGGUGCUGCAGGAUAGGGUCGCCGAAAGACGGCCCCGCCGUGGAGAAGUUGCAUGCAUCACAGAAAUGUCCGUGAUGAUGGCCUGUUGGAAGCAAAAUAACUUCAGCAACGCCGCCUGUGCCAGUGAGGUGCAAUCUUUCUUCCAGUGUACAGCCCAGGCAGAGGCAAAGAGAAAGACUGAUCUUGAGCAGCAAAGGAAAGAACAAGGAGGUCGUCUAUUACCAAAGCAAGCCAAUAAGCUUCUGAAAAAAUACCCAAAUAUUCUUUCUGAGAUAUAAGUGCUAACAUAAUGUGUUUUAAGUUGGAGAGGACAGAAAGAUCUGAGCUCUGACUUCACAAAAAAGUAGCCUGUACAGGAAAUACUGUAAAGGAGAGCUCUGGAACUGAGGUGCCCCUGUGGUUGUUCAUUCCUUGUGCUGCAUAAUGCUGCAGUUUUUGAACCUACAGUGGAAAUAUGUGGAUAAUAGGAUAUCAGACUUUUUGCACAUAAUAUAUUGCUGAUAAGUUUGAAUGUACAGCAGAGCAGUAAUUACUGCAGACAUUUUGUAAAUUGAGUGAGAAUAAAACUAAAAAAAGCCAAGA
Molecule: messenger RNA, 712 nt
Organism: Erpetoichthys calabaricus (reedfish)
Lineage: Eukaryota; Metazoa; Chordata; Cladistia; Polypteriformes; Polypteridae
Gene: chchd1
Product: coiled-coil-helix-coiled-coil-helix domain containing 1
Exons: 3
Coding region: 34-408 (124 amino acids)
Biological process (GO): mitochondrial translation
Cellular component (GO): nucleoplasm; mitochondrial ribosome; mitochondrion
Molecular function (GO): RNA binding
Source: RefSeq, a predicted model, not a curated record